AUGGAGGCCACUGGACAGAGCGAACCGGUGACCCUGACGGGGCAACAGGCGACGAUUCAGCCGAUUCCUGGCAAGUUGUGUACGACUUGCUGGCGGAUGGCGACCACCGAAACCGACUUCCACCGGGAAACGACAUUUCGACGGAUCAGAGAGAAAGCUGGGUCGUGCUCCUUGUGCGCGAUCUUUCUGGCUAGGCGGCAAGUCGUGCUAGAAGCGGCUCGCGAACAGGACGAGAGGAUCGAUGAGCAUACGAUUGAUGACAAUCGGGUACAGAUCAAUGUCAGGGAUGUUGUUGCUGCAACCAGCGGCACAUAUUAUCGACUCAUCGACCUGCGCCUCGACACCGACGUCGAGCGCAUGCACUAUUAUUUUACCGUCGUUUCAUGCAAUGAUACAGACUCGAGCGCCACCUUGCCAGUAUGGCGUUCUUUCCCAACAACAAUCGACGAGAAGUAUCGACGGAUGAGAAUAUGGUUUGAUGCGUGUCGUCUGGAACACGCAGAUUGUGUACCACGAAGCCAACGUCUGCCAACAAGAUUGCUUCAGAUAGAGAAUUCUGCCGAUCCUCAACUCCGUCUCGUUGACACUGCGCGUAUGCCGGAGCAAGACGUAGUAUACGCAGCUCUAAGCUACUGCUGGGGAAGUAAUGGUGUACUACUCCGGACAACGCGCGAGAACGAACUUCAGCACCGCUCGCAGAUCCCAUAUCGUGAUUUGCCUCGAACAUUUCAAGAUGCCGUGCAGAUUGCGCAGACGCUGGACAUUGGAUACCUAUGGAUCGACUCGCUAUGCAUCCUACAAGACGACCCUGCCGAAUGGAAACGGGAAGCCACCAGGAUGGACCAAGUCUACCUGGGUGCUACACUCACGAUCGCCGCCAGUGAUGGUCACUCUGCCUCCUCUGGAUUCUUUGCGAGCCACAAAGCACCGUCAGGUAAUGAGGCUCCCGGUAGGGUGCAUCUUGCUAUUACUGGCGACGACCAGUCAGAACCGCCUCUAUUUGUUCAGGUGCAUGAUAGGGGGCUGCCGAGCCGCGGCCGGCCAGACAAAGCACUCCCUCUACUGCGGACAAGAGGGUGGACUCUGCUUGAGAGCACUUUGAGCCAGCGUGUUGUGCAUUGCUAUCGAUCUGAGCUCUACUGGCGUUGCAAUCAAGGAUGCCAGAACGAAAGCGGACUGACCGUAUCUGCCACAUGGAAUGAGCCCUGGAAUGUACCUGCGCUCGACGUGGAAAAUCAACCAAUGCACGAUGUCGACACGCUCUGGGGAAAACUUAUUGACGAUUACUCGGAGCGCAAUUUUACAUAUCCGAAAGACCGCCUGAUCGCUUUCGCUGGGCUCGUGAAUCGCUUCCGAGCAGCAACGGGCGACUCACCGUGCAUUGGGAUGUGGAAAGGAAACAUCCACCAGGAUCUGGGGUGGGCCCGUUGUGGAUCACUGGAUGGGACCUCGUUGGUCAACGAAUGUACCGAUCGGUUGCCUUCUUGGACGUGGCUGUCGUGUCCUGUAGGGGUCUGGAGUCACUGGGCAGGCGAGGUCAUAGCGCGAGGACAAUAUGCUGGUUCACAUGACUUCCACGCGCGAGUAACGAACUGGCAUACGUCUUGGGAAGGCGUCCCCUUCAAAGCAGCGCCCGAGCAUGCAUUCAUGGAGGUCCGGGGGCCGGUCGAAGGUGUCUACGUGUACACUGAAGAAGUCGCACUGAAAGAGCAGGGGCCCACACCUCGGUGCUUGAUGAAAAUGCUCUCCCGCAGCGGUGCUACUUCUUCGCGCGAGCUGCAGCCGCUGGUCAGAUGGGACACAGAGCACCGAAGACCAGCGGAGGAGUUGACUUGCCUGCAUUUGUCGACUUCUUUUUGGGAAGGUGACGACACAGUCAUGGAGACGUUCUUGUUGCUGAAGAGAGUGAACGUGAAACCUGAAACAUAUCGACGGAUUGGCAUCGGCCAAGUAGACGACUCUCCAGAUGAUAAGGCUUUCUGUAUCUCGGAAGUACGGAAGAUACGCUUGAUAUGA
Cyphellophora attinorum is the source of this 2016-nucleotide messenger RNA. RefSeq lists its product as uncharacterized. The coding region runs from base 1 to 2016 and encodes 671 amino acids. The transcript is spliced from 2 exons. The record is from RefSeq and is a predicted model, not a curated record. Lineage: Eukaryota; Fungi; Ascomycota; Eurotiomycetes; Chaetothyriales; Cyphellophoraceae.